CCGUGGUCUCUCUCGGCUUCCGUGGAGCACGAGCAAGAUGGCAGCCUUCGAGAUGGUUAGGCUACGGCUUCAAUUUGACUACCCGCCGCCAAUCACCCCACAUUGUACGGUCUUCUGGCUUCUGGUGGACCUGAACAGAUGCCGAGUUGUCACGGAUCUCAUUAGUCUCAUCCGCCAGCGCUUCGGCUUCAGUUCUGGGGCCCUCCUAGGCCUCUACCUGGACGGGGGACUGUUGCCUCCCGCCGAGAGCGCGCGCCUGGUGAGAGACAACGAUUGCCUCAGAGUCAAGUUAGAAGAGAGUGCAAUUCCUGAGCUUUCUGUCCCAGUCAGCAGUGGUGGCGGCACUCAUUUCUCACCUGUAAAAGCCAAGAAGCGGCCUUCUAAGUUGGAGGAAGAUGAAGAAACCGAGCUAGGUUACAUAUUCUCAAAGAAGCACUGGAAGAGGCAAGAGAACAGCAGCAGUCAGGAGAAGGCCUCGCAUCUGGACCCAAAAGCUGUGCCAGGCCAGCCCGUGAGGAAAAAAACCAAGCGAGAAAACAAAGUAACUUGUGACAGGGUGGAUGUUGAUGACAGAGAGGCCAGAAGGAAGUCACUGCAGAAGGAGAAACGUGAGUGUAAGAAACAGACCAAGAAUCGCAGGUCUCCAAAAGCACAGGCAGUAAAAGAAUGGAGCAUCCCGAACUGUAGUCCCCUCAAAGGCUCUGCCGGAUACGGCAUUGGCAAAGCCAAAAGUAAAGUCGGGGGAGGAGUGUGUGCAAAGCACAGUUCCACGUCCUCCUCAGAGUCAGAGUCUUCUCAUGAAUCGAGCAGCGAUCCUCUGGGCAAGGCCCCGCUGGAAGCUGCAAAUUCCUUGGAGAAACUGUCAGCCGAGUUACCAAAGGGCAGGCCCUCUACGAAACACACAGCUGCAAACAAACCGCGCACAAAAGCCGCCUUGAACCUUGCCCCUGGCAAGGGCAAGACCACCAGGGCCUCGUCCUCGGCUAGUUCAGAUUCCAGUUUGGAUUCGGUUGAUGAAAAUGUGGCAUCCAAGCGCUCGCCGGAGCGCGGGGUCAUCUUCUUAAAGACAGCUGGCCUCUUGGCAGGAAGGGGUUGUCCGGGGCCCGGGCCCUCGCCACAGACUCCAGGCGCCACAGGAUGGAAGCCUUCUGAGUCGAGUGACGGCACACAGGCUCCUGUUCCUCUGCCCAGCACGUCUGUCCCCACCAGCUUCGGCAGAGGAUGGGGCCGAGGAGAGGACCUUCUUUCUUGGAAGGGGGUGAGGGGUCGGGGCAUGCGGGGCAGAGGUCGAGGACGAGGGCACGCUCUGUCCUGUGUCUUAAAUAAAAACCCUGAAUGUCAGAAGCAGCAGCCCCUAAGCGAGACCGUGACAAACACAUCCACUAUCAUCCCGCUAAGCGAGACCGUGACAAACACAUCCACUAUCAUCCAGAAUCCAGUAGAGCUACCCAAGAAGGACUACAGUCUGUUACCACUGUUAGCAGCUGCCCCACAAGUUGGAGAAAAGAUUGCAUUUAAGCUUUUGGAACUAACAUCUGAUUAUUCUCCUGAUGUCUCUGACUACAAGGAAGGAAAACUAUUAAGCCACAAUCCAGAGACCCAGCAAGUAGAUAUAGAAAUCCUGUCAUCCUUACCUGCUGUGAAGGAACCUGGGAAAUUUGACUUGGUUUAUCACAGUGAAAAUGGAACCGAGGUGGUGGAGUAUGCUGUGAUGCAGGAGAGGAGGAUCACUGUUUUCUGGAGAGAGUUGAUUGAUCCAAGACUGAUUAUUGAACCUCCAAGUAACACCUCCAGUACUGAGCUUAUCAGAGCAUGACCUCCACCCCGAGGCUUAUAAAUGUCUUGCUGUGAAAGUGACUGCAAUGUGAGGUUUUUUAUUUUUAAGAGGAUUUAGAAGUUGUGUGUAUUGUUUGUUAUCUUCAUUUUACUGUAUAGGGAAAAAAAUCUACCUCAUCAUUUAAAAUUGGGUGUUGGUUUGUAGACCAUUUUUUCCUUCAGAUUAACUUCAGUUAACAAAAUUUAAAACAUAACAUUUCCCCCAGGCAUUGUUUUAUCUUUGGUUUCUUUGUUUUUUUGACCAUUGAAGUAUUGGUCAUCAGUUUGUAAUACUAAGUACAAGAACAGGCUGCAUAUCUUGUCUCAGUAAAUUUUAUCAAGUAACAUUUUUAAAAAAUUAAAACAUGUUGCUUCACCUAAUUUUUUAACAUUUGAGUUCCAUUAAAUGUGGAACAUCUUAUAAAUUUCAAGUAUUUUAUACUUGCAGUUGCCAAGAAUUAACAACCAGUUGGAUUUGUUGCCAGCAAUGAAUUAAGGAAUCCUUUCAUGUUUUUCUCCACUUAAAAAUUAAGGAUUCUCAGGGACCUGUGUGGAGCAGUGAAAACAGUACCUUGUGUGUGUUGGGAGGAGAGCGGGUGGUGCACCCCGGGGAGAAGAUUCGCCGUGCCCCCCGUGAGCAGGGAGUGGUUUAUCUUGAGCCAAGAGCCUGGCUCAGUGUGCCGGAGUGAGGAUUUGGAAGAGAAAUUGCCUCUUCUGUUACUCAGAGACCAAAAUGGCUAAAUAUAUGAUGUGAAAAUUGCUUUAACAAAAGAUCAGAUCCCUCCUUCAGCUUUGCAGAUCUCUAAAUAAAGUCAUAUUGAACUUAA
Molecule: messenger RNA, 2642 nt
Organism: Heterocephalus glaber (naked mole-rat)
Lineage: Eukaryota; Metazoa; Chordata; Mammalia; Rodentia; Bathyergidae
Gene: Coil
Product: coilin
Biological process (GO): spliceosomal snRNP assembly
Cellular component (GO): Cajal body
Molecular function (GO): U2 snRNA binding; U1 snRNA binding
Source: RefSeq, a predicted model, not a curated record